This is a messenger RNA of Aspergillus pseudotamarii, 1164 nucleotides long. RefSeq names its product sialidase family protein. NCBI's taxonomy places the organism in Eukaryota, Fungi, Ascomycota, Eurotiomycetes, Eurotiales, Aspergillaceae. The record is from RefSeq and is a predicted model, not a curated record. The coding region runs from base 1 to 1164 and encodes 387 amino acids. The transcript has a single exon.
AUGGGGUCAACUCCAGCACUUCCCCAAGACACUUUGGUGCGCGAGACCACCAGGCCAUACUUUUACCGAGAGGCUUAUCUUCCCGGCGCCACAGCCCAAAGUCAUGCCUCAAACCUGCUGUUACUCCCUAAUGGCGAUCUCCUCUGCGCCUGGUUCGGCGGCAGCAUGGAAGGCAAACCAGACAUCAGUAUCCACUUAUCACGUCUGAGAUCGGGCGAGCAGUCAUGGUCAGAAGCUAUUCGAAUGACCCACGACAAUACUCGUAGCGAACAAAACCCCGUGUUAUUUCGUACACCAGCCGGAGCUCUGUGGCUUCUAUACACGUCACAGCACGCUGGAAACCAAGACUCGGCAAUUGUGAAGCAUCGCGUUUCCAACGAUGAUGGAAUCACUUGGGGAAAAGAAGAAGUUCUAUUCCCAGACUCCGGUAUUUUCAUACGCCAACCAGUCAUCAUUCUGGAUGAUGGUGCAUGGGUGAUUCCCGUUUUCAAGUGCCGAGUAGAGCCAGGAGAGCGUUGGCUAGGAAAUAACGAUAUCUCCUGUAUCCGCGUCUCAAGGGAUGAGGGACAUACCUGGACAGAGUCAGUUAUCCCGGAAAGUACAGGCUGUGUUCAUAUGGAAAUUCAGCGCUUGAAAGACGGGUCCUAUCUUGGUUUGUUUCGAAGUCGAUGGGCGGACCACGUAUAUCUGGCCACAUCGCCCAAUGGUCUUUCAUGGAGCCCACCACAGGCUACCAUUCUUCCUAACCCCAAUGCGGGCAUCUGUUUUGACGUGCUACCCUCUGGGAGGGUUGUGCUAGUGUACAAUCAUUCAUCUAAGCUGGACGCCACUGGACGUCGACAGGGCCUAUACGACGACAUUGGAGAUGGCGCUGACGAUCGCCAAGAUCAGGGAUCUACACAAGAUGGCAGGGAAUCAUUUUGGGGAGCACCACGGGCACCCCUAUGCGUUGCCUGGAGCGAUGAUUCAGGGAAGACGUGGGAACAACGGGUGCUAGAAGAUGGUGAUGGGUAUUGUAUGACGAACAACAGCGAGAAAAAGCUGAAUCGCGAAUUGUCAUACCCGAGUAUGGUGCUUGGUGAAGGAAAGAUUCACAUCGCGUACACAUUCUGGAGACAAAGGAUCAAGUAUGUACAGCUUAAAGAUGAUUUCUUCUCUAUCUAG